AUGCCCGUAACGACCGACCCCCCUGAAAAGCCCAACGCCUCGAUCCACGAAACGGACAACAUCGCGGCACCUGCAACUAAGAAUGUGAUACACGUUGAGACUUCCUCUGCAGCUCUCACCGAGGCCAUGGCUCAGAAUGGCAAGUUGUCCUUCAAGUCAAUGCUUCACUUAUAUAUCGUGAUGACCGUUGGGUACUUGGUCUCUACCAUUCAGGGGUUCGACGGAUCUUUGAUGGGGGCUAUCAAUGCCAUGAAGCCAUAUCAAGAGACUUUCGGACUGAAUGGCGCGGGAUCGUCGACCGGUGUUGUCUUCAUAAUAUACAACAUCGCUCAGGUCGCCGCUUUCCCUUUCGUUGCUUACCUCGCCGAUCAACACGGUCGUCGGCCGUGUAUCUUUAUUGGAUGUCUCGUUGUGAUAAUUGGAACUGCUAUACAGGGCUCAUCUCGCACUUUGGGCCAGUUUAUUGGGGGCAGAUUCGUCCUAGGAGCCGGUGCCAUCAUCGCACACGGUGCCGGCCCCGCCUACACAGCCGAAUUAGCCCAUCCAGCAUACAGAGGAUUGACUGCUGGUCUAUACAAUACAUUUUGGUACGUUGGCAAUAUCUUGGCCAGUUGGGUCACCUACGGGACAAACUUGCACCUCAAGAAUGAUUGGGCUUGGCGCAUCCCCACCAUUCUUCAAGCCGGUUUCCCAGCAAUCGCGAUGGUUCUUGUGCUUUUUCUACCUGAGUCUCCACGGUGGUUGAUAUCGAAAGACAGAACAGACGAGGCUCUGAGCAUUCUCGCAGAGUUCCAUGGCGAAGGUGACCCAAAUUCUGCCAUUGUGCAACUGCAAUAUCAUCAAAUUUUGGAUGAGCAUCGGGCACAAGAAGCUGGCCGCUGGUGGGAUUACCGCGAGCUCGUUGCAACACGGUCUGCUCGGUAUCGCAUAAUGCUCGUUGUUGCCGUGGCAUUCUUCGGGCAAUGGUCUGGCAACAAUGUCAUCUCGUAUUUCCUGCCGGAGAUGUUGAAAAGCGCUGGUAUGACCAACCCGAAUACGCAGCUGCUUAUCAACGCCAUCAACGCCGUGGUCUGCUGGAUAUCCGCUUUUGUCGGCACCAUGUUCCUCGACAAAUUGGGACGUCGAGUUAUGAUGAUGGGCGGCUUAACUGGAUGCCUUGCAACAUAUAUAAUGUUGACGGCUUUCACUGCCGAGUCUGCCGACAACAAAGAUUUGGUGUACGGUGUCAUCGUUUCAGUUUAUCUAUUUGGUAUCGCGUAUGGUGCAGGCAUGAAUGCUUGCGCUACGCUGUAUCCAAUGGAGGUACUGACAAAUCGGACUCGCGCCAAAGGAUCCGCAAUCAAGUUCGUGUUUCUCAACAUCGCAACGAUGACGAACACGUACGGUGUCAGUGUUGGCAUACAAGUUAUUGGAUGGAAGCUGUAUGUGGUAUACAUUGUCUGGAUUGCAUUCGAAAUUGCCUUCAUUUAUUUCAUGUAUCCUGAAACGAUGGGCAAAACCCUCGAGGAACUGACAGAUGUGUUCGAGGCGAAGAAUCCUCGUAAAGCAAGUAUGAGGAGGGUCAUUGUCGAGUUGGAUGAGAAUGGGCACGCGGUGGAUGUCAAAGGGGACCAGAAGCAGUAG
Molecule: messenger RNA, 1623 nt
Organism: Colletotrichum karsti
Lineage: Eukaryota; Fungi; Ascomycota; Sordariomycetes; Glomerellales; Glomerellaceae
Exons: 5
Coding region: 1-1623 (540 amino acids)
Biological process (GO): carbohydrate transport; transmembrane transport
Cellular component (GO): membrane
Molecular function (GO): carbohydrate:proton symporter activity
Source: RefSeq, a predicted model, not a curated record